AUCAAAUUUUGGUUUAGCCUCCCAAAUUUGAAUUUAUUGUUAACUUUGUUUGACUAUUGACUUCAACUUUCGGGAAUUAUUAACCUAUUCAUUGAAUCCAUCCAUUGUUCAAUUGGGUAGUCUUUGCUUUUUAAGUUAUAUAUUGGUCCAUGUUAAAAAAAAAAAAAAAAAAAAGUACUCCGUUGAUCUCUCGAUCUCAAACAUGGCUGAAGUAAAGCUGCUCGGAACAUGGGUUAGUCCUUACACUUGCAGAGUCAAAUGGGCUUUGAAAUUGAAAGGAAUAACGUUUGACUAUGUUGAAGAAGAUCUCUGCAAUAAGAGUGCUUUGCUUCUCCAGCAUAACCCCAUUCACAAGAGGGUACCAGUUUUCUUCCAUCGUAGAAAAUCCAUUUGCGAGUCAAUGGUUAUUCUUGAAUACAUUGAAGAGAUAUGGCCACAGAAUUCCUUGCUGCCAAGUGAUCCUUAUGAGAGAGCCAUCGCUCGAUUUUGGGUGAAGUUUGCUGAAGAUAAGGGCCCAGCAAUGUGGAUGGUUGAUCGAGGACAGGAAAAAGCUGAGAAAGAGAGCUUGGAGAUGCUAAAAAUCAUUGAAGAAAAAGCACUCGGAGAGAAGAAGUUCUUUGGAGGGGACAAGAUUAACAUGGUGGAUAUAGUGUUUGGACUCGCUCACUGGUUGGGAGGGGAGAAAUUACUUGAAGCUCAUAAGCUCCAUGGCCUGCAGGCAUGGCUCAAAAAUUUCAAGCAAGUUCCCGUCAUCAAAGAAAACCUCCCUGACCUUGAUUGCAUGUUUGCUUACUUAAGGCAUCAAAGGGAAAUGUCACCUGUAAUUAAUUAAUUAAUUAAUAGAAAGGCGAAGUGGAAAUGAAAGAGUUGAGGUGUGCAAGGAGAUAACCCAAAACUGAAAAAUAUCUAGAUAUUUCUGUUUGUUAAAGCCCCUUUAAAAAAAGACACGUGUUUUUUUAAAUAACUGUGAUUUUUUUGUUUUCAUAAUUGACAAGAAGAAGGACGUAGUGAAGUUUCCUUCGACUCGUACAAAACCAAUUAAUACCGAGUAUGUGAUACAAUUAAAUUCAGGACACUCGAAUCAAUAACCUUGGUCAUAUCUGAGCACAAAAAGAGCUAUUUAAAAAUUCCUGCAACGCUAUUAAACUCAAUCUAAUUCAAUUUUGAUUAAGCAUUAAUUUAGUAUUUGUG
Messenger RNA from Durio zibethinus, 1191 nucleotides. RefSeq names its product putative glutathione S-transferase. The record is from RefSeq and is a predicted model, not a curated record. Gene Ontology annotation, molecular function: glutathione transferase activity. Gene Ontology annotation, biological process: glutathione metabolic process. Lineage: Eukaryota; Viridiplantae; Streptophyta; Magnoliopsida; Malvales; Malvaceae. Gene Ontology annotation, cellular component: cytoplasm.